UUGGAGUCUGGACUAGAGUCAGAAGUGGUCUCUCUCUCUCUCUCUCUCUCUCUCUCUCUCUCUCUCUCUCUCUCCUCAUUCCAAAAGUUUCAAAUCAAACGGUUGCUCCUACUCCCGCCGAGACGCCUGAGUUAUUCUCUUCUCUGGAUCUACGCCUGCAACUGUCUUUCUCCGCCGCCGUGCCAUUGCCAAACUACGCUGGAGAAGACAAAAGGGGGAAACCCGAAGAAACAGACAUCUGAAAUAGGGUUCAGACCAACAAUCGAAUCGCAGCAAUCCAGCAGCACAGAACCGCUCCUCCUAUGGUUACUGCCAAAAGACAAGUCCAACUGCACAGACCCAAUCAACGCCCCGGUAGUAAUACCCAUCCCUCGCCUCCUUCUGCUACAAUAUAUCCAUCACUUGCUGCUAACUCUCAUUUUCUUUUCGAGAUUACCAGUUGAUUGGGGGAACCGCGAUCUUCUUCCUGAUAGCCAGAAGGUUCCGCGUGAUGGCAUUUCUGAAAAUAGCAGAGAAGCCCAUGUUGCUGCUGGGUCUAUGGUACUGUCAAAUAAUACUUCCAGAAGGCCAUUUGUACCAUCUGGCAUUGGAACGAUUUCUAAGGUGUAUUCAAGAACCCAGCAGAACACCAAAGGCAAGAAUGAUAAUAAAGAAGAUCAGAAGGUUAGAAGAAGGGCAUUAGCAGAUAUAAGCAAUGCUCGUGGCAGCAGUUCUUCUGGGCCAGUCACUGGACCUAAGCCUUUGGCGUCAAAGGGAUCAAACUCUAGGAUUGUGCUUCCCAAAGCAAGGAAAUCUUCAUUGGUGAAACCAAGAGAUAAUGCAACGCAAAGAGUUGGUGAUCGCAAUUCUCUCACUAGCAGUGUUACUGAACUGGGAACCUCUUCAAAUGAUGCAAGCAAAGAGCCUAGAAUUGCAAACCAGCCAUCUGUUAGCAAUAGUACAAGGUGCUUACCACUGUUGAUGACUGCCGAGCAAAGGAUAGAUGCAAAGGACAAUCACAAGGGGUCAGUCAAAACCCAAAGCGUCGGCAUUUUUGCAGUUAAGACCCGACUCAGUAGGAAAGUAGUACCCCAAGUGAGCAUGGGUCGGAGCCAUUUACAGAGGAAUGGAGCAAGAGAAGGUCCAACAGCAUUGGAGGAAACUAACAGAAAUGACCGUAUCGCAUUUAGGAAAUCUGCUGGGCCAUUAGUGAAGCCUGCAAUCAAGGGUUCCAACACCCAUAGGGUUUUAGGAUCCAACGGUGCGCCAACUGCUAAGAAAUCCUCCUCCAUUGCAGCAAUCUCAUCUUCAGGAAACAAUGAAGCCGAGGCCUCUUCUGUUAGGGAGAACAUCCCUAAAAUGGUUUCCUUUGAAGUCUCUCUACCAGAAACUUCAUCUGAUGCCAAAAAUUCUAUUGUGGUUGAUGGUAAUGCUACUUCCAAUAAAAAGUCUCGUCGUAGAAGAUCUUAUACUUCUCUCUUGAUGACAAGAUCAAAGCUGUUAGAAGAGAAUGAAGGUCUGCCAAGCAUAGAUGAUGCUUGCAAUGAAUUGGAAGUUGCUGAAUAUGUCGACGACAUCUAUCAAUAUUACUGGUUUCUAGAGGGCCAUAACAUAUCUCUGGCAGAUUACAUGUCAACGCAGACUGUUAUUACACCUCAGAUGCGAGGGAUUUUGAUAAACUGGCUCAUUGAAGCACACGGCAAAUUUCGGUUGAUGCAAGAAACCCUUUAUCUGAUGGCCACAUUGUUGGACCAAUACCUAUCACAAGUCCAAAUCCAAAAGUGUGAACUGCAACUAGUUGGUCUUACUGCUCUAUUGCUGGCAUCAAAAUAUGAGGACUUCUGGCAUCCUAGGAUCAAAGAUCUUGUUAGUAUCUCUGGGGAGGCAUACACACAUGGGCAAAUGCUUGAAAUGGAGAAACAAGUUCUUCGGAAACUGAAGUUUCGUCUCAAUGUUCCAACGGCCUAUGUGUUCAUGCUGCGAUUUCUGAAGGCUGCUCAAUCAGAAUCUAAGCUUCAAAACCUGGCACAUUACCUCAUCGAGUUGUGUUUAGUGGAAUAUGAAGCUCUAAAGUUCAAGCCGUCCAUGGUAAGUGCAUCAGCCAUCUUUGUUGCCCGUUGUACUCUCAAGAUGGAUCCAGCAUGGACUCCUCUACUUGCCAAACAUGCACGCUAUGGUGUUCCCCAGCUCAGGGAAUGUGCUGAGAUGAUAUUAAGGUUUCAAAAGAUGGCAAGAACAGCACGAUUGCAGGUCACAUACGACAAGUUUAUGACUCCUGAACUGGGUAGUGUUGCUGCUAUAAAGCCCUUAAAUGAGCUUCCACUUUGAAGCUCUCCCCUACUGGAUGCCAGUGCCCAAAUGCUGAAUGUCGUCUUCCUCAUGGUCAUCUCUGAUGACUGUUUUACAGAGCGAAGGAUUGAAAUCGAUUGCAGGCUUCACUGGUCUAGCUAUGAUGAUUAGUGUUUGUUUUGACAGACAAAUAUUAAUGACUGUAUAUCUUGCGUUUGUAUCUGUAGUAUUAACCAAGUAAAAUGAUGAGAAACAGAAGUGGUCGGCUUGUUUCUUGAGUAGAUCCCCAACAUUGCCAACUGCUUGUGGCUGUGGGGUUGAGCUUGUUGAAAGGAGAUGAUCAAUAUUUGUGGCAUCUUAUUCAAACAUGCAGUAUGAAAAUUAGUAGUGGUUUGCUGCCUAGUCC
Linum tenue is the source of this 2674-nucleotide messenger RNA. The record is from the annotation of a GenBank genome assembly. Lineage: Eukaryota; Viridiplantae; Streptophyta; Magnoliopsida; Malpighiales; Linaceae.